This is a messenger RNA of Colletotrichum abscissum, 816 nucleotides long. Its product is annotated as major facilitator superfamily transporter. The transcript is spliced from 3 exons. Lineage: Eukaryota; Fungi; Ascomycota; Sordariomycetes; Glomerellales; Glomerellaceae. Gene Ontology annotation, cellular component: membrane. The record is from RefSeq and is a predicted model, not a curated record. Gene Ontology annotation, molecular function: transmembrane transporter activity. Gene Ontology annotation, biological process: transmembrane transport. Bases 1 to 816 code for a protein of 271 amino acids.
AUGGGUGCAGCGAUGGCUGGAGCUUCUUUGGGUGGCAUCACCUUUCCACUAGUCCUCCGCAGGGCUUUCCCGGCUUUGGGCUGGUCAUGGUCUAACCGGGUGAUGGGCUUCGUGAUUCUAGGUCUCAUGACUAUUGGCAUGGUUUUGCUUUUGCCUUUUCCAAAACUGAUCCUACCCUCAGCGGUGUCGUCGAAGAAGAAAUCAGCAGCACUCAACUUUGACGCUUUUCGGUCGGGGCCUUUCGUCUUCAUCACGCUCGGGUUCUUCUUGUAUGAGUUUUCCAUCACUGGAGUGGGCGUGCUGUUGCCAACUUUUGCGGUCAAGGCUGGCUUUCCAUCUGCGAUGGGUUAUACCUUGGUCUCAAUCCUCAACGGAUGUUCAUGCCUAGGCCGCCUACUGCCUGGACUUGCGGGUGACUAUGUAGGCCACUUCGACGUCAUGCUUUUCAUGACUUGUCUCUCAUUGAUCUUUACUGGAGCCUUAUUUGUCCCGUUCGGGGGCCAAUCGGCCGGAAUCCUCUACGCAUUUGCUGGUUUGUGGGGAUUUUGCACUGGCUCUUUCCUGUCAAUCCUUCCCGUGUGUGUGGGCAAGACUUGCGAUCCUAAAGAUUACGGAAGAUACUAUGGUACCAUGACAUUCUUUGUUAGUUUCAGUGCCCUCACGGCAAUUCCAGCAGGAGGUUCCCUUUUGGAAAAGGUGGGCUCAGUAGGGGCGUCGGGUCUGUAUCUUUCAACGGUUGCUCUGGGGGGCUUGAGCUUCUACACAGCCCGUUCCUUGUUGAUUGGGAAAUUUCUUGUUUUCAGAUCAAAUAUCUAG